CCCGGGAAGCUCCAGCGUUACUCUGAAGGAACUGCGAAGAAUAUUUGGAUGGGGGAGGGGACUUUUUUGCAACUGGUUGUCAGCGGUUAAUGGUUCAAGGAAAGGUUUUGUCUGUAAAGGGCAGUUCUAUGUGCCAAACACCAUUAGGCGCUAGGGGGGAACAGAUCAGAUUCACAAAUGAUUUUAACCUCAGCUGAACAUUUUUUUUGCCUUCCAUUUGCUAAUGCAAACAGGACAAAUGCUAAGUCCUCGGGUCGAUCUGCAUUGACCUGAAUCAAGGCACCUGAGGUUUGCUGGGGAUCUCUUCCUGGUGUUUUGCUGCUAACGAUGAGACUUUCAGGAUAUUCCUGCAGGCUACAAUUUUAAAAGAGCCCGCUCAUUGUUUAGGAAAUGGAAAGCAUUGCUUAGAAAAACUUGUCUCGGCAACGGACUACAAAACUUUUAUUUGCAAACCUUCUUCAAAAAAAAGGGGGGGGGGGGGCAUCUUGGCCUUAUGAUGGCCCUAUUAUGAAGUUCUAUACCCGUGCCGUGAGGAGAACUUUCCAAAAUAGGAUGAGUGUGAACCAGACGGUGCUGAGUGAAACAGUUGCGCUGCAGUGAACCCGGGCCGAGCGGAUCGUCCAGCGGACUCAGGCAGGAUGCUGGUUCUGUUACCUUGCCUGGUCCUCGGCCUCUUCGCCUGGAGUGUUGGCAUCUGCGGUGCUCAGGGGGAGUUCUGCCACGGCUGGAUUGACAAUGCGGGCAAAUGGCACGAAGGUUUCCAGUGUCCUGAGGAUUAUGAUACAGUGGAGGCCACGACCUGUUGCGGCUCUUGUUCUCUGCGUUACUGUUGCGCGGCCCCUGAGGCCAGGCUGGACCAGGGGCUUUGUACCAACGACAGGGAGCAGCAGAACCCCGAUUACUCAGCACAGCCUGUCUAUAUGCCGUUUCUUAUUGUCGGCUCCAUAUUCAUUGCUUUUAUCAUCCUGGGUUCGCUGGUUGCUGUGUACUGUUGUACUUGCCUUAGACCUAAGCAACCAAAUCCGCAGCCAAUACGUUUCUCAAUGAGGAGCCACCAAACAGAGACCAUUCCCAUGAUCCCAACGUUUACACAUUUGAGGACCCCAUCCAGGCAGUCGAGCACUGCCACUAGCUCCAGCUCAACCGGGGGCUCCAUUCACAGAUUCUCUAUCAGCAGAGCCGAGUCAGGGCACCCACCGCCGCCGCCCGGUUACAGCUCCCCCGGGUGCCUGCAGAAUGCACAGCCCUUACACCUCAGCCAGGCCCAGGGCUUUCUGAUGCCCCAGCAGUAUUUCACCUACACCCUACAGCCAGAGCCGUUCGCAGCAGGCAAAAGCUUCACCGACUUCACUCAGAACCGGCUGAAGACUCAAAGCAUUUCCGCGCAGCCCGCCGAGCAAGUUCUAUACAGCAACGCCGGUUUCUAGGGAGGGAGAGCUUUCCGGAAAUCCAUCACGCUGUGAGACACCAAGAAUGAAUCUCGCCGCCCUUUUGGGAGCACUUGUUUCCUCCUUUGCAGAUGGAAGAUCGCACUUCCCAGUUAGUCACCUGGGAACAGGACUGGGUGGUAAAAGUGCCUCCGCGCUAAACAGCGGGGUGGAUUUUAAUUCACCAUUCCCAGUCUAACAGUAGACCUCCGGAUUAACGGGAUAAAUGGUAAAUACGGAUGGAACUCCUCAUCUGAACCCCGAGCUAAUGGCUAUUCCCAGCUGGACCUUGAGGAGGAUCAUUUGGCCCAACUUCUCACAUUUUACUUUUCCAUAUUUUUGACAUGCAUUCCGGGGUAACGAACUGACUUAUUUACGGUGCACACAGAAAAGAAAACUUUCUUGAAGCGAACGGAUGUCUCGAUUCCCAUCUGCUACCGCCGAAGUCACCUGGAAUAUUCCUCCGUGGAAACUGUUAUGUUCCCCCAUUCUGGCAUCUAGCAGGUGGAAUGUACCGUCCUCAGGCAAGCGGAAACCAACAGUCCCCACCACUAGUUUGGCAAUGUGAUUUAUCAGUCUAAUCCCAGUCCCGAAAAUCAAACAUUUUAAAUGCACAAAUAUAGUUUAUAUAAGAUGAAGAAAACAGUCUUUAACUUCCGUAUAACUGAAGUACCAGAGCUAUCUGAGAAUAUUUGACUAGGAACAAAGAAUAGAAUUUCAAACAUACUGAGCACUGGCAAUUUAAGAGAAAACAGAUCUUUUAUUUGCUUCCAUACUGACAUCUUGCCCCUAUUGAAUGCCUUCUCUAAAUAUUCAAUUUUAAAAAUAAUAAUUUAUAGACAAAGCCUGUGCUGUUAAUUAUUCUUAAUUCUGACUCAUCCCUUCAUAUUUACAGUACACCCAAAUUACUAAUUGUUUUAGUCAUUAUUUUUGCUAUUUU
This is a messenger RNA of Chiloscyllium plagiosum (whitespotted bambooshark), 2367 nucleotides long. It is a transcript of the gene shisa3, whose product is annotated as shisa family member 3. The record is from RefSeq and is a predicted model, not a curated record. NCBI's taxonomy places the organism in Eukaryota, Metazoa, Chordata, Chondrichthyes, Orectolobiformes, Hemiscylliidae.